Molecule: messenger RNA, 1322 nt
Organism: Photinus pyralis (common eastern firefly)
Lineage: Eukaryota; Metazoa; Arthropoda; Insecta; Coleoptera; Lampyridae
Product: arginine-hydroxylase NDUFAF5, mitochondrial
Exons: 4
Coding region: 210-1250 (346 amino acids)
Biological process (GO): mitochondrial respiratory chain complex I assembly
Cellular component (GO): mitochondrion
Source: RefSeq, a predicted model, not a curated record
AGUUUUACAUGACAAUGAUUGGUCAUAACCUUAGUUUCUCUAUACUUUCAUUCAACUAUGUAAAUGUUUAAAAGAAACAACUUCCUUCGCAAUUUAUAUUGUAAAUUGUUACGCUUAUUCCCUUAUGGAUUGCUGAUGACAACCAAGUGGCUAAGAAAGAAACGGACGAAUUGAUUGAAAAUAGAGUACCUAUUGUUCAAACUUCUACUAUGUUUCUUCAAAAAUUGUUAAACCUCAAAAAUCCUCCAAGCAAAUUGUCCUUUUGCACGUUUGCCUACUUACGGAGGAAUAAUGAAGAAUUAGCAGCACAUGUUUUUGAUCAAAAUGCAAAACGAUUGCAACGAGAGCGAGCAGUGUCUGCUUCGGAUGUGAAACUGUAUGAUUAUUUGAAGAGUGAAAUUGGUUAUAGGCUGUCAGAUCGAAUUUUCGACAUUAAAAGGAAAUUUACAUUAGCCGCUGAUUUGGGUACCAGUAGAGGUUACGUAGCCAAACACGUCUCCCCAUCUUCUGUUGAAGAAUUAAUUUUAUGUGAUAGCAAUGCACAACACUUGAAGGAUAUUGAGGUACAAGAUGGCAUUAAAAUUCGUAAACAAAUUAUAAAUGAAGAAAGGAUCGAAUUUGAACCAGAUUCGUUAGAUCUUGUCAUUUCAAGUCUAACAUUACAUUGGAUUAAUGAUUUGCCAGGCGCUUUUAAAAGAAUAUUACAUGGACUUAAACAAGAUGGUGUGCUCAUUGCGGCAGUAUUCGGUGGUGAUACACUGUAUGAAUUACGCUCAUCUUUACAAUUAGCUGAACUAGAACGACGUGGUGGAAUAUCUCCACAUAUUUCACCUUUUACACAUGUGCGCGACAUUGGAGGUUUGCUAAAUACCGCAGGAUUUACUAUGUUGACUAUUGACACAGAUGAAAUUAUAAUCUCCUAUCCAUCAAUGUUCGAAUUAAUGUGGGAUUUAAAAGGGAUGGGAGAAAACAAUGCAGCAAUCAGUCGAGAAUUACAUUUAAGUAGAGACACUCAAUUCGCUGCUGCGGCCAUUUAUCAGGAAUUGUAUGGAAAGUUUGAUGAGCAAAAAGGAAGUUACACUAUACCAGCUACGUUUCAAGUGAUCAACAUGCUUGGAUGGAAGCCUCAUCCUAAACAACCGAAACCCAAAGAAAGGGGAAGCGGACAAAUUUCCCUAAAAGAUUUACAUCGUUUAGAUGAGAUUAUUAAGGAGGCUAAGAAAAUUGGCAGUGAUGAUGAACGAAAUUAGUUACAUGUUAAUUCACUGUUUGUGCUGUUUGUAUAAGUUCUAAACCAAAAAUAAAAGUAAUUUUGAACAUGC